Molecule: messenger RNA, 1106 nt
Organism: Xenia sp. Carnegie-2017
Lineage: Eukaryota; Metazoa; Cnidaria; Anthozoa; Malacalcyonacea; Xeniidae
Product: RING finger protein 32-like
Exons: 6
Coding region: 33-698 (221 amino acids)
Molecular function (GO): protein binding
Source: RefSeq, a predicted model, not a curated record
AAUGCUUUUCUAUUCCUAAAUUAGAUGUCUUUAUGGUUUGUCUUCGAGCUUUUGAAAAAUUUUCUGGUGGGAAAACAUGUCCUAUGUGCCGAAAGGAACAAUAUGAAACGCGAUUAAUACACGAAGGUCGGAAACUGUGGCGACAUAAAUGUGCAAUCAAAAUCCAGUCAAGGUGGCGUGGUUAUGUUAUACGGUCGUGGUACGUCAAAUUAAGGAAGACAGUUCCACCAAAUGACCCAUUGUUGAGGAAAAAAUUUUUCGAAGAAAAGCUUUCCUUAGUUACGGAUCGCUUUGUUAUGGUAACGAGCUCAGAAGUUGAUAGUUUUCUUCACCAGAUUGAUCAAUCGAUUGAAGAAAGUCGACGAGUGAUGAGACUGGUCGACGAUCAAAGUUUUAAAGUGUUGUCGGAUAUGGAUUGGGAAAAAGUUUAUGCUAAGGCAAACGAGAGACUUCAUUCAGAUUGUCCCAUUUGCUUCACUGCUUUCCAUUCAUCAGACAUCGUUGGGCAGCUAGAGUCUUCAAAAAAAAGUGAAACUACAGUCGAAUUUUCUCGUCCUAUUAUCUUACUAUCUUGCUCUCAUGUUUUUCACAAACAAUGUCUGGAGGCUUUCGAAUUACUUUCUCUGGCUUCUUUGCACGUCUGUCCUGUCUGUCGCUCGCCGUAUUACAAGAAAGAGUUGCACUGUGAUGUACUGUGAUGUACCGUGAAGUACUGUUAAGUACAUGUGACGUGCCGUGAUAUACUGUGACAGGGAACCUCUGCAGUAAGGCCACUGGAAUUGGUGAAAUGAUGGUUGGGGUCACAAGACGGACUAGUUUGCAAAGGAAAAUUCCAUAGAUAUCAUAUCUUAUGAAAGGCUUCUUGUGUCCUAGCAAUUAGGAUAAUUGAAGAGUAAUCAGUACUUUGUUCAGUGUGUUGAGAAUCACCUUCCCAACGUGUUCUUUUUGUUUAUAACAUUUUGCUCUGCUAGAUGGCCUUUAUCGCGAAAGUGAAAAGAUUUGAUGGUGGAAUGGAGAUGUUGGGAGAUUAUAUUUGGUUUUAGUUCGAAUCCUUUUUUUCUACUUACUAAGAAAAUAAAGUUGUUAAUGAACAAUUAUCAAAUCAA